Messenger RNA from Glycine soja, 2760 nucleotides. RefSeq names its product zinc finger CCCH domain-containing protein 30-like. Gene Ontology annotation, molecular function: metal ion binding; protein binding. The transcript is spliced from 2 exons. Lineage: Eukaryota; Viridiplantae; Streptophyta; Magnoliopsida; Fabales; Fabaceae. The record is from RefSeq and is a predicted model, not a curated record. Bases 121 to 2163 code for a protein of 680 amino acids.
GGAGUAUAUAUAUAUAUUUGUUUUUUUUUUUAGGCUUUGUCUUCUUUAGUUGGCUUUGGUAUCUGGUGUGUUUAAAUUCAACAAGAGACUACGCAGUUGAAUUGAAGUUGAAGCCAUGAGAUGAAUCACUUAUCUCUUGACACCGAAGAUUAUUCUCUGUCAAGCUUGCUGGAGCUUGCAGCCAACAACGAUGUUUCGGGUUUCAAAAGACUAAUCGAGUGCGAUCCUUCCUCCAUAGACGAGGUUGGGUUGUGGUAUAUCCGUCACAAAGAGUCAAAGAAGAUGGUCAAUGAGCAAAGAACUCCUUUGAUGGUUGCUGCUACCUAUGGCAGCAUUGAUGUCAUGAAGCUGAUUCUUUCUCUAUCAGAAGCCGAUGUGAACCUCUCUUGUGGCCUUGACAAAAGCACUGCACUUCACUGCGCAGCUUCAGGUGGGUCUGAAAAUGCCGUUGAUGCUGUGAAACUGCUUCUGGAAGCAGGUGCUGAUGUGAAUUCCGUUGAUGUCAAUGCUCACCGACCCGGUGAUGUUAUUGUUUUCCCUACAAAGCUUGAACAUGUGAAAAAAACCAGUCUUGAAGAGCUUCUUCAAAAAACCGAUGAUUGGAGUCUCCUUAGGGUGAUCACAACAACAACCUCAUGCAAUGCUUGUUCACCUCCUUUAUCGACCUCACCCGAGAUUGAGAUUGAGAUUGAGAUCGAGUCUCCUUGUUCUGCCCGAGAUUCGAAGAUGAAGUCAGAUGAAGUCACUGAAAAGAAAGAGUACCCAGUUGCUCCGUCCCUUCCGGACAUCAAGAACAGCAUAUACUCAACCGAUGAAUUCCGAAUGUAUUCGUUCAAGGUUCGACCUUGUUCGCGCGCUUAUUCGCACGAUUGGACUGAAUGCCCCUUUGUUCAUCCAGGGGAGAAUGCCAGAAGAAGGGACCCGAGAAAGUUUCAUUAUAGCUGUGUCCCUUGUCCUGAAUUUCGAAAGGGUUCUUGCAGGAGAGGGGAUUUGUGUGAGUAUGCUCAUGGGGUUUUUGAAUGCUGGUUGCAUCCUGCACAAUAUCGAACCAGGCUUUGCAAGGAUGGGACUAAUUGUGCAAGAAGAGUUUGCUUCUUUGCCCACACCAAUGAAGAGCUUAGACCUCUGUAUGUUUCUACUGGCUCUGCUGUUCCUUCUCCUCGUUCGGGCGCGCCUUCUUCUGCUAUGGAUUUUGUUACAGCCAUGACCAUGUCGCCUUCCAGUCCUUCAAUUGCUUGGUCUCAGCCUAACAUCCCAGCAUUGCAUCUUCCUGGAAGUAAUUUUCAUUCCAGUAGAUUGAGAUCUUCACUCAAUGCUAGAGAUAUUUCUAUGGAUGAUUUUGAUUUGUUAUUACCUGAUUAUGAUCAGCAUCAGCAGCAGCAACAGUUCCUUAAUGAGUUAUCAUGCCUCUCUCCACAUGCUAUGAAUUCUAAUCCCAUGAACCGCUCUGGUCGAAUGAAACUCUUGACUCCUUCAAAUCUUGAUGAUCUGUUUUCAGCUGAGAGUUCUUCUCCUAGAUAUGCUGAUCCAGCAUUGGCUUCAGCUGUGUUUUCUCCAACUCACAAAUCAGCUGUCUUCAAUCAAUUUCAGCAGCACCAGCAAAGCUUGUUGGCACCGGUGAAUACUAAUUUUGCUUCUAAAAAUGUUGAGCAUCCUUUGUUGCAGGCCUCAUUGGUAAUGUCUCCCCGAAAUGUGGAACCUAUUUCUCCAAUGGGAUCUAGGAUUUCUAUGCUAGCGCAACGUGAGAAGCAACAAUUUUGCAGCUUAAGCUUCCGGGAACUCGGCUCCAAUUCUGCUGCUUCUGCUGCCUCUACUACCUCUGCCAAUUCUUGGUCAAAAUGGGGGUCACCUAAUGGUAAUUUUGAUUGGCCAGUUGGUGCUUCUGAUGAAAUAGGUAAGCUAAGAAGGUCAUCAUCAUUUGAGCUUGGGAACAAUGGUGAGGAGCCUGAUUUAUCUUGGGUGCAGUCACUUGUUAAGGAAUCACCGGCUGACGUUAAAGGUAAAUUUGCAACCACUGUCUCAAAUGUUUCAGCAGCAGCAGCUGGAUCCUCCAGUGAGGGAUCAAACAUGAGCACACAAAUGGAGUCUGUUGUUGAUCAUGCUAUGCUGGGAGCAUGGCUUGAACAGAUGCAGCUUGAUCAUCUUGUGGCUCAGCAAAACUAAAAUGAGUUUCUGCUGAUCCUGACGUAUUUAACAAAAGAAAUGUCUCAGUAAAUAAAAAUAUAUAUUCUUUGUUGAAUUUUGUUGAUGGAAGAAGGUUACAAUAACUAAAGAACGGAUGCAGUACUAAGAUAAAGAACCAUUGAGGAAAAUUCAUUUUCAGGUUUAGUGUUACAAAAGUAACUUAGAAGGGUCAGAAAACCACUGGGUGGCGUUCACAGAAUUAAUGCCACUGAAGGGUUUUUUGGCUGCAUAUCUCUUCAAAUUUUAGGUCCACAUUCCUGUCAUUUUUUCCUUCCUUGAGGAGCAAAUGUUGUAUCACAAUGAUCCUAAGUUUGAUCUAUCUUUUGAUUUUAUUUCUUUAUAUUUUGGGGUAGGAUCCAAAGUUACAGAAGGGUCAUUGGAGUAAUUCCUUGUGUCUCCAUUUUGGUCCAAUUUUGGGGAUGAAAACACAGGUUGGUUGCUGGAUAUGGUAUUUCUUUUGUAAUAUGGAAUAAAUAGUUGUCGAUGCCAAGGAGUUGGUAAGUUAGGAAUAUUUGAACAUUGAUCCUUUGGGCAUGUAACAUUCAAUUGAAGUUUAUUGCUGUAUUAUUUCUAAUA